CAGUCCUCUUUCGUUGAGUGAAAUGUCGAGAAACGCGUCGAUGGAUCAAGUUGUCUCCCACGACGACACGAUCGAUGACGAGGAGGAGUCAUUCUUCCAAGACAUCGACAUGCUUCAAAACCAUGGCAUUAAUGUGGCUGACAUCAAGAAACUAAAACAAGUCGGAAUAUGCACAAUCAAAGGCAUCCAAAUGACAACGCGCAAGCGACUGGGAAACAUCAAGGGCAUCUCAGAAGCAAAAGUGGACAAAAUAAAGGAAGCUGCUCAGAAACUAUGCGAUCCCGGAUUCCAGACAGCGUUUGAGUACAGUGAAAGACGAAGGCAGUGUUUUCGAGUUUCGACCGGCAGCGAAGAAUUAGACAAAUUGCUCGGAGGAGGUAUCGAAAGCAUGGCUAUCACAGAAGUCUUCGGAGAGUUCAGAACGGGAAAAACUCAACUGUCUCACACACUCUGCGUCUCUGCUCAGCUGCCAGGAGCGCACGGAUACUCUGGAGGAAAAGUUGUAUUCAUCGACACAGAAAACACUUUUCGUCCAGACAGGUUGCGACCGAUUGCCGACCGCUUCAAUCUCGACCACAACGCCAUGUUAGACAACGUCCUUUACGCAAGAGCCUACACGAGCGAACACCAAAGCGAAUUGCUCGACUACGUAGCGGCAAAAUUCCACGAAGAAGCAGGAAUGUUCAAGCUACUGAUUAUCGACUCUAUCAUGGCGCUCUUCAGGGUUGACUUCAGCGGAAGAGGAGAACUCUCAGAGAGACAGCAGAAGUUGGGGCAACUACUCUCACGACUACAAAAAAUUUCGGAAGAGUACAACGUCGCUGUCUUCAUCACCAAUCAGAUGACAGCCGACCCUGGAGCAACAAUGAGCUUUCAAGCAGACCCCAAAAAACCCAUUGGUGGUCACAUCCUAGCUCACGCGUCUACAACUAGAGUCAGCCUGCGGAAAGGACGGGGAGAAGUCAGAAUUGCCAAGAUCUAUGACAGCCCCGACAUGCCAGAAAAUGAGGCCACAUUUGCCAUCACUAACGGAGGCAUAGCCGACGCUAAAGAAUAGAGAGAGGAGAUUCGAACAUGACUGCUGAGUGACACUAUAGUCAACUGCAAUAUAUCAGUGACUCGUAGCCACACCCAAUCACAAAAUACAAAACA
This is a messenger RNA of Corticium candelabrum, 1152 nucleotides long. Its product is annotated as meiotic recombination protein DMC1/LIM15 homolog. The record is from RefSeq and is a predicted model, not a curated record. Gene Ontology annotation, cellular component: nucleus; condensed nuclear chromosome. Lineage: Eukaryota; Metazoa; Porifera; Homoscleromorpha; Homosclerophorida; Plakinidae. Gene Ontology annotation, biological process: chromosome organization involved in meiotic cell cycle; DNA recombinase assembly; DNA strand invasion. The transcript is spliced from 17 exons. Bases 23 to 1057 code for a protein of 344 amino acids. Gene Ontology annotation, molecular function: DNA strand exchange activity; ATP-dependent DNA damage sensor activity; ATP hydrolysis activity.